Cladocopium goreaui is the source of this 4000-nucleotide messenger RNA. Lineage: Eukaryota; Dinophyceae; Suessiales; Symbiodiniaceae. The record is from the annotation of a GenBank genome assembly.
UCUUGGUUGACAUUCAGGAGGCGGAGGAAGACGAGGGCGAAUCUUCAGGUAUGGAGUCACCUGAGCAUUUGCUGAAGGCAUUUUUGAUGAUGCGCCAUCUGUGUGCCCGAAAUCUGCGGCGCGAACUUUUAGGCCUGCUGAAUCUCUUCCGCUUCGCUCAGCAGAAGAUCUCCCAUGGCGUGCUCCUGCUGCAAGCGUCGGCCACCAAUGGCACCAGGUCAAACAAGAAGGACAUUUUCGGCGAGAAGCCCGAGCCAGCACAGGAACAGCCCUUGCUGCCGGGCCAUUUGCCGCCCUCCUUUCCGCUCGCCUUUCCGGUCAGUUGCCGAGGUAUGAAUGGGCCGCGCCUAUACGAGGCUUUGGAAGUCCUGUCGGAGGCGGAGUACGCCCAAACAGGUGCCAAUGAUCACGAGGACGUGGUGGAUGGCAAUGGCCUGAAGAUCGUGCACAGUUCGGCCAUCUCCGAUUUGAAGGUCGUGGAGCAGGAGCUGCUGAUCAUAGCAAGUUAUGCUUUGGACAAAGUGCCAGAGGACAUGAAAUCGAUGGUUGACUGUGCUGGUCUCUUGAAGGAGGUUCUUACAUGCGAGGUGGAGCUGUGUCGUACCAAGUGGAAACUGGUGAAAUUGCAGCUCUCAGCUUUCGAACGCGCCUCAUUGACCAAGUGGGACAUCGCGCAACGGAUCAUGGAUGUCUUGGCCCGGCGGCCGUGCUUCGACGUGGCCACAGGCAGCUUCCGGCAAGGCUAUGCCGCGCUGAUUGCGGCGAUGGAGAGCAGAGCUCAACUGCAACAGACCUUGACAGAGUACCAGCUUCGAUCGGAGGAGAUGGGCUUACGGAAGUUGAGACGUCAAGCGCAAGUGGCCCUGCGCUGUGGGCGGCGCCUGGAGCUGGAUCUGGGGCAUCAGCGGGAGAGAGCCAGCCGGGAAGCCGGCAAGCAACCCACGGAGCUCGCAGGCCCUGAGAUGGAGGAAGACCCACAGCUGUGCAUUGAAGACAUGUUGGCCAAUCCCAUGGAGGGCCUUCCAGUGGCGUUGACUCAUGAUGGUUUGCUGGACUUUUCCGAUUCCUUGGCCUUGGUUUGCCAGGUGGACGCCCAGGUCAGCAGCUGCGCGGAGCGUCUGGCGGAGCUGGCGCCGGAGCCCUGCUUCCGGCACCGCUGGGAAGAAGCUUGCUGCAAGCUGAUGGCCAAAGAGUGGCAGGACCACGUGGCUCAAGCAGCGGCCGCUUCUCCAGGCAUCUCCUCCAGCAUCGGCAUCCGCGGGCUCAGCGACGAGGCUCGAGGAUCCAACGUCUUUUGGGGCGACCAGGCGGAGGAUCCCAACUGGCUACUGCUGCAAGCCGAACAGGUGAUUCUCAAGUGGCAAUCGGAGGAUUCGGAAGGAGCCCCGGGGCCCUGCAGAUUGAAAGAUCCGGAGUUGGCGUGGGCGCCCUUCAACGAAGCAGUUCUGAGGUUGAGCUGUCGCCUGUUGGACCAGGUCUCAUGGUUGAGGUUGCAUUUGAUGGACUUGAUUGCCAGAAAUUUCCAGAAAGUGGAAGAUCUGCAGCAGUGCAUGGUGCGGUCCGGUCCCAGACUGUUCAGGUGUUCCGCCUUGGAGCAGCUAAAAGACCCAUACAUCGUGAUCACUCCGCAGUUCCACAGUCCUCAAGGAAAAAAAGCCGCCAUGGACUGGGCCAUUUCCUUGGCAUCGCCCAGUGCCCUGCCCUCCUUUGCGCCCCGGCCUUCGGCGCCGCGCCUAGCCGCGCCUGUGGCGCCCGUUUCGGCGCGACGGCGCAGCGCUUGCUGCGCGGGCGGGCUGCUGGUGGCCGCGGCAUGCCGGCGAGAACGCCGAGACCGGGUGGCGAGGAGAGCAGAUGUGAAAAUCACCGAUGCCACCGGUGAGAAGAGGGUGGAGGACUUCUGCAAGAAGGGCGCCAGAGUGGAGGUGUUGGCCCCAUCCAACCGCUGGCGCGAAGCGCAAGUGGUGCGCGUGGGUGGCGGUGUGGCACGGAUCCACUACACGGGCUACGACGCGCAGUUUGACGAGGAGGUACCCCUGGACAACCAGCGGCUGCGACCUUUUGGGCAGAUCCGUAGUGAGAAAUUGAAAGAACGGAAGGAGAAUUUCGUGUUGCAAAUGGAUGCUGGUUGUUGCCCUGGCUGUGGUGUGAAGCUACAGUGUACCGACAAGAUGGCUCUGGGCUAUGUGCCGCCCGACAAGUUCGUGAAGCAGGAGCAGGAAGACCUCUCCAUGCCGCUGAACGCGGAAGAUGAAGUGGCGCUACUGCUGAAAGAGGAUGGGGCGCAGGAACGUGACAGCUUUUCAUUGCCCACCAGGUCGGAUCAGAAGUUCUUCAAGGUGAUCGCCAACGUCUACCUGGACAUCCGCAAGGCUCCAGACGUGAACGCUGAACGCACCGGGGAGAGCUUGGUCUUUGGCCAGCAAUUUCAAAUCGAUGAAGUCUAUCGAAGUGCAGAUUCCAGGAACUACUUUCGGCUCGCGGAUGGCCGUGGUUGGGUCUUCGAUCGUAGCGUAGUGAAGGGUGCCAUGACCCAAUUGGUAGCCCCUGUGGGUGAUGAUCUCGGGCAGUUGAAGAGGGCGGGGAAGGAAGCACGGCCGAGUGUGUGCAUGCGCUGCUGGGGCCUGUGGCACUACAACGACUGCGACGACGUCUUGCGCCCCGCCUACGGCGGCGCCGGGGCCGGGGCGUCGGCUGGCAGCUCGGCGCAGGAGCUGACGGCCGAGGCGUUCGAAACGCUGCUGAGUGACACCUUGCGACCGGCGCAGGAGGCGACCAUUUUUGCCGUGGUGGACGUCUUUGAUUUCGGGCCAUCCUUCAAACUCUUGCAAUACCUAGCGCAGGAGCUGGUGAAGAAGCCCAAGAUUCGGGUCCGCAUCAUCGCCAACAAGAUCGACUUGCUGCCGAAAGAUGCCAGCAUGCCUCGGGUGAAGGGCUGGAUUGCCAGAGAAGCACAGCUGGCAGGGUUGGACAAGAUCAAAAUCAUGGAUGUCUUUCCCAUCUCCUGUCACCAGGGCAAGGGCUUGAAACCGGUCUCUGACUUGUUGGAAACCAAAGGUAUUCCUGAGGACCACUACGUGGUUGGAGCCGCCAACGCUGGAAAGUCCUCCUUUUUGAACCGCCUGACUCUGCGAAAACGACGUGGUGUUGGGCGGGUCUUGUCCGAGGACCAAUCGGGCUUCGUGGUCUCCGUUUUGCCGGGAACCACCUUGAGACCCAUCGCCAUGAAGUUUCAGCAAACCAACAUCAAACUGAUUGAUAUGCCGGGGUUGCUGGUCCCUGGCAGCAUUGCCGAAAAACUCACCUUGGAAGACCUCAAGGAGAUCAUUCCGCAGAAGCGAGGCUCGGUUCGCCUCACUUUCCACAUGGAUGAGGGAAGAAGCCUCCUUCUGGGUGCGCUCGCGCGCUUGGACUUUGUGUCGGGCAGGCCGUACCAGUUCACCGUCUUCGUCUCCGAAAACGUGAAGCUGCACCGCACGCGCAUCGAAAAGGCUUCACGCAUCUGUCAAGAGUGGGCCGGUGACAAGCUGAAGCCGCCUGUGGACGCCCGACGCUACCAGGAGUUGCUGCCCUGGAAAUCCACUCGUUUCGAGCUGACAGGCACCGGCUGGGACGAGUCCUGCGUCGACAUCGUCUUCCCCGGGUUGGGCUGGGUGGCCAUCACUGGCUGCGGGGACUGCGUUGUCGAGGCGCACGCGCCCGAAGGAGUGGAGGUCACUCAGCGGGAGCCGCUGAUGCCGUACGAGGCGAAAUGGACUGGGGUGAAGUAUCGCGGCUUCCCCGGCUGGUACAAAAUCAAGGGCCGAUCUACACGUGGAUUCGAAUCUGGAAAGAAACGAUACAACAUCAAGGGUCGCUUUUGAAACGCAUGGUCCUUGUCUCAGACAGCUGUAUGUGGACGAUGGCCGAGAGGAAAAACUGUGCGCUUUGAAUCCUGACACCGGAGAUUGUGAUCAAGAAAAAAGCACCAAUACAAACAUUGUGCGGUGAAAGUUGUAGAGGG